Messenger RNA from Lynx canadensis (Canada lynx), 6358 nucleotides. RefSeq names its product cytoplasmic linker associated protein 2 (gene CLASP2). Gene Ontology annotation, molecular function: microtubule binding. The record is from RefSeq and is a predicted model, not a curated record. Bases 1 to 4719 code for a protein of 1572 amino acids. Lineage: Eukaryota; Metazoa; Chordata; Mammalia; Carnivora; Felidae. The transcript is spliced from 44 exons. Gene Ontology annotation, cellular component: spindle microtubule; microtubule organizing center; cytoplasmic microtubule. Gene Ontology annotation, biological process: mitotic spindle assembly.
AUGGAGCCCCGCGGCAUGGAGUACUUCAGCGCCCAGGUGCAGCAGAAGGACGUCGGCGGCCGCCUGCAGGUCGGCCAGGAGCUGCUGCUCCAUCUGGGCGCCCCCGGCGCCAUCCCGGACCUGGAGGAGGACCUGGGCCGCCUGGGCAAGACGAUCGACGCGCUCACCGGCUGGGUGGGCUCGAGCAACUACCGGGUAUCAUUAAUGGGAUUGGAAAUUUUAAGUGCCUUUGUGGACAGAUUAUCAACACGAUUUAAGUCCUAUGUAGUAAUGGUUAUUGUAGCUUUAAUAGACAGAAUGGGAGAUGCCAAAGACAAGGUUCGAGACGAAGCUCAGACUCUGAUAUUGAAGCUGAUGGAUCAAGUAGCAGCACCUAUGUACAUUUGGGAACAGUUGACUUCUGGUUUUAAGCACAAGAAUUUUCGAUCUCGAGAAGGCGUGUGUCUAUGUCUUAUUGAAACCUUAAACGUUUUUGGGGCUCGGCCGCUAGUCCUCAGCAAGUUGGUACCACAUUUGUGUAUCUUAUUUGGAGAUUCCAACAGUCAGGUGAGAGAUGCGGCAGUGUUGGCUGUGGUGGAGAUCUAUAGACAUGUGGGAGAGAGAGUGAGGGUGGACCUCUGUAAGAGGGGGAUUCCCCCUGCUAGAUUAGAGAUGAUUUUUGCCAAAUUUGAUGAAGUGCAAAAUUCAGGCGGUAUGAUUUUGAGUGUCUGCAAAGAUAAAAGCUUUGAUGAUGAAGAAUCGGUGGAUGGAAAUAGGCCAUCAUCAGCUGCUUCAGCCUUCAAGGUUCCUGCACCUAAAACAUCCGGAAAUCCUGUCAACAGUGCGAGGAAGCCUGGUUCAGCAGGUGGCCCUAAGGUUGGAGCAGGUGCUUCUAAGGAAGGGGGUGCUGGAGCAGUGGAUGAAGAUGACUUUAUAAAAGCUUUCACUGAUGUCCCUUCUGUUCAGAUCUAUUCUAGUCGAGAACUUGAAGAAACAUUAAAUAAAAUCAGGGAAAUAUUGUCAGAUGACAAACAUGACUGGGAUCAGCGUGCCAAUGCACUUAAGAAAAUUCGAUCAUUGCUUGUUGCUGGAGCUGCACAAUAUGACUGCUUCUUCCAACAUUUACGCUUGUUGGAUGGAGCGCUUAAACUUUCAGCAAAGGAUCUUAGAUCCCAAGUGGUUAGAGAAGCUUGCAUUACUGUAGCACAUCUUUCAACAGUUUUGGGAAACAAGUUCGAUCAUGGCGCUGAAGCCAUUGUACCUACGCUUUUUAAUCUCGUCCCCAAUAGUGCAAAAGUCAUGGCAACUUCUGGAUGUGCAGCUAUCAGGUUCAUCAUUCGGCAUACUCAUGUACCCAGACUUAUACCUUUAAUCACAAGCAAUUGCACAUCAAAAUCAGUUCCCGUAAGGAGGCGCUCAUUUGAAUUUUUAGAUUUAUUGUUACAAGAGUGGCAGACUCAUUCAUUGGAAAGACAUGCAGCUGUCUUGGUUGAAACUAUUAAGAAGGGGAUUCAUGAUGCUGAUGCUGAAGCCAGAGUGGAGGCAAGAAAGACAUACAUGGGUCUUAGAAACCACUUUCCUGGUGAAGCCGAAACGUUGUAUAAUUCACUUGAGCCAUCUUAUCAGAAGAGUCUUCAGACUUACUUAAAGAGUUCUGGCAGUGUAGCAUCUCUUCCACAAUCAGACAGGUCCUCAUCUAGCUCACAGGAAAGUCUCAAUCGCCCUUUUUCUUCCAAAUGGUCUACAGCAAACCCAUCGACUGUGGCUGGAAGAGUGUCGGCAGGCAGCAGCAAAGCCAGUUGCCUUCCCGGAAGCCUGCAGCGUUCACGAAGCGACAUCGACGUGAAUGCUGCUGCUGGUGCCAAGGCUCACCAUGCUGCCGGGCAGUCUGCGCGAAGCGGGCGGUUGGGUGCAGGGGCCCUGAAUCCGGGUUCCUACGCGUCACUAGAGGAUACUUCUGACAAGAUGGAUGGAGCAACAUCUGAAGAUGGCCGGGUGAGAGCAAAGCUUUCAGCAGCACCCCUCGCGGGCAUGGGAAAUGCCAAGACAGAUUCUCGAGGAAGAAGUCGAACCAAAAUGGUGUCUCAGUCUCAGCGUUCGUCAUCACCUGACAAAAAUGAAGGAUCACAAUCUGCUAAUACCAUUGGUGCUGGCAGCCGGUCCGGGUCCCCGGGAAGAGUUCUGAGCACAACAGCCCUCUCCACUGUGAGCUCUGGUGUUCAGAGAGUCUUGGUCAAUUCCGCCUCGGCGCCAAAGAGAAGCAAGAUCCCCCGGAGCCAGGGGUGUAGCAGAGAGGCUAGUCCGUCUAGGCUGUCCGUGGCCCGAAGCAGUCGUAUUCCUCGACCAAGUGUGAGUCAAGGGUGCAGCCGGGAAGCCAGUCGGGAGAGCAGCCGGGACACAAGUCCUGUUCGUUCUUUUCAGCCCCUCGCCUCCAGACACCAUUCCAGAUCUACUGGUGCCCUCUACGCCCCCGAUGUGUAUGGGGCCUCAGGUCCAGGGUAUGGGAUGAGCCAAUCGAGCCGACUGUCGUCUUCUGUCAGUGCCAUGCGAGUCCUGAACACAGGCUCUGACGUGGAGGAGGCCGUAGCAGAUGCCUUGCUCUUAGGAGACAUACGGACUAAGAAAAAGCCUGCUCGAAGAAGAUACGAAUCCUACGGAAUGCAUUCAGAUGAUGACGCCAACAGCGAUGCAUCGAGUGCUUGUUCAGAACGCUCCUAUAGCUCUCGAAAUGGCAGUAUUCCUACCUACAUGAGGCAGACGGAAGAUGUGGCCGAGGUCCUCAAUAGAUGUGCCAGUUCCAACUGGUCAGAAAGGAAAGAAGGCCUCCUGGGGCUACAAAACUUGCUAAAAAAUCAGAGAACGCUAAGUCGAGUUGAACUGAAAAGAUUAUGUGAAAUUUUCACAAGAAUGUUUGCUGAUCCUCACGGCAAGAGAGUAUUCAGCAUGUUCUUGGAGACUCUAGUGGAUUUCAUACAAGUCCACAAAGAUGAUCUUCAAGAUUGGUUGUUUGUACUGCUGACUCAACUCUUAAAAAAAAUGGGUGCUGAUUUGCUGGGGUCUGUUCAGGCAAAAGUUCAGAAAGCCCUUGAUGUUACAAGAGAAUCUUUUCCAAAUGAUCUUCAAUUCAAUAUUCUAAUGAGAUUUACAGUUGAUCAGACCCAAACACCAAGCUUGAAGACACUCAAGCCAGCGCUUCGGGACCAGCUUCACUCUUUUUGGAGCUCCAAGGUGAAGGUUGCUAUCCUUAAAUACAUAGAAACUCUGGCCAAGCAGAUGGAUCCAGGAGAUUUUAUAAAUUCCAGUGAAACUCGCCUGGCAGUGUCUCGGGUCAUCACUUGGACAACAGAACCCAAAAGUUCUGACGUUCGGAAGGCAGCACAGUCGGUGCUGAUUUCCCUAUUUGAACUCAAUACUCCAGAGUUUACAAUGUUAUUAGGAGCUUUACCAAAAACUUUUCAGGAUGGUGCUACCAAGCUUCUUCAUAAUCACCUUCGAAACACUGGCAAUGGAACCCAGGGUCCCAUGGGGAGUCCUUUGACAAGGCCAACAGCACGUUCACCAGCCAACUGGUCCAGUCCUCUUACUUCUCCUACCAACACAUCACAGAAUACUUUAUCUCCAAGUGCAUUUGAUUAUGACACAGAAAAUAUGAACUCUGAAGAUAUUUAUAGCUCUCUUAGAGGUGUCACUGAAGCAAUUCAGAAUUUCAGCUUCCGUAGUCAAGAAGAUAUGAAUGAGCCGUUGAAAAGAGAUUCUAAAAAAGAUGAUGGUGAUUCUAUGUGUGGCGGUCCCGGGAUGCCUGACCCAAGGGCAGGAGGCGAUGCUACCGACUCAAGCCAAACCUCCCUUGAUAAUAAAGCUUCGUUGCUCCAGUCGAUGCCUGCUCAUUCCUCCCCACGCUCGCGAGACUAUAAUCCAUAUAACUAUUCAGAUAGCAUCAGUCCCUUCAAUAAGUCUGCCCUCAAGGAAGCCAUGUUUGACGACGACGCCGACCAGUUUCCUGACGAUCUCUCCCUAGACCAUUCUGACCUGGUUGCAGAGUUGUUGAAGGAGUUGUCUAACCAUAAUGAACGUGUAGAGGAAAGAAAAAUCGCCCUCUAUGAACUCAUGAAACUGACACAGGAGGAAUCUUUCAGCGUUUGGGAUGAACACUUCAAAACAAUAUUACUUCUGUUGCUUGAAACCCUUGGGGAUAAAGAGCCUACCAUCAGGGCUUUGGCGUUAAAGGUUUUAAGAGAAAUCCUAAGGCAUCAACCAGCCAGAUUUAAAAACUAUGCAGAACUGACGGUCAUGAAAACGUUGGAAGCACAUAAAGACCCUCAUAAGGAGGUGGUGAGAUCUGCUGAGGAAGCGGCAUCGGUGCUGGCCACUUCUAUCAGCCCCGAGCAGUGCAUCAAAGUGCUUUGCCCCAUCAUCCAAACCGCAGAUUACCCGAUCAAUCUGGCUGCAAUCAAGAUGCAAACGAAAGUGAUAGAGCGGGUGUCCAAGGACACCCUCAACCUGCUUUUGCCAGAGAUCAUGCCAGGCUUGAUACAGGGUUACGAUAACUCGGAGAGCAGUGUUCGGAAAGCUUGUGUCUUCUGCCUGGUGGCCGUUCACGCGGUAAUUGGUGACGAACUAAAACCACAUCUCAGUCAGCUCACGGGCAGCAAGAUGAAGCUCCUGAAUCUGUACAUCAAACGCGCACAGACAGGUUCUGGAGGAGCUGACCCCGCUGCUGAUGUUUCCGGACAGAGUUAGUGACGCGGACCGAAGCCGGCCGGGCCGCCCCGACCCGGGACGGGCACACCACCCCUCAGCAGCGAGAGGAAGCACUCAAACGCAUCUUUCGGAACUCCCCAUCUUUUCCCGGCUUUAGUUUUUUGUUUCGUUUUGUAUUUUCUGUAACGGAGGGCUCUCCUCAGUCUGCAUGUAACUUUUAUGAUAGUUAUUCCAAAUUCAAGAAGAAGCAGUAUUAACAUCAGUGGAUCGAUACAGAGUAAUUUUUAAUCGAAUUCAUCAUUUCACAUGUUUGUACUUGUCUUCCCAUUAACCUUUGCCAGUGUUAUGAUUGUAUACAUUUUUUUAAAUGCUGGUGAAAGAGGAAUGCUUAAAGCUUUAAAAGUUUAACAGUCUAAAACAUUUUUUUGCCUCUAUUCAAAUGCAGAAUACUAUUUUUAUUGCUACUUGGAGUUUCGUUCUGUAUCAUGUCCUAUGCUAGAAAUACUGAAAUGAUGUGAAACGAAGCAGGACUGAUUUGAACCACAGCUGGACUCUGUCGACGUGACGGUGACACGUGUCGUUAGUCGCAACUUCUUUGGGGUGACCCGUAGCGUACAGCGACGUCCUCAGAGAGAGUGCCACAGAAUCAGCCAGUUCUGUGACGCCGAUUCCGCGCGUUGGCUCUCCAUCUUGCCGCCUCGCCUAAAACCGUGUCCCCCCUGCGGCCCCUUAAGAAAGCUGCACCAGAUCAUCUGCCUGUUGUUUUCUAGAUGCUUAUUAAAAUAGAAGGUUUUCUUGCAGGGUUUCUGGUUUGUUUUUCGUUGUUGUGAAUGAUGCUUUUUUCGUAUUUAUUAAUAUCAAAUUCACUUAUGAAUAAACUUGAUAAUGGAAAGAGAGAAGAAAAUCCAGUGCAUGUGCGUCUUGACCGUCUUCUGUUUCUCAUUAAAAAACGAACUUAUUAAUCACUGAGACGCGCGAGUCAACCAGCACCUUUUCUUUAAAUGGUGGCACCUGGUUUCCUUUGACCGUGAAAUUGUCUUACUUGAAAACGAUCCUGACGAGAGAGAAGGUGGCACAAGGCUAUUAUCUCUGUAAUGGACUCAAAUUCUCUACCUCUUCAGGGCUGAUCCUUUUAACUGAGCUGCUGCCUACAGUGUCUUUUGGAAAACUACUUCAAGGGUGAUUUUCUGUUACAUUUUAACACAUUGUUUUAAUCACCUUUCGCUACACCUGUUCUUUUCCUGUGCAGCCGACUUGCAAAACUUACCAGUUUGGUGCAAAGCAAAUGAGAUCACUUGGAACCGGGACACUAAUGAUUUCUCAUCUUGACUUUUUUUUUUUUUUUUUUUUUUAAUCCUAACAUGAAGUGAAUUUGACUGGAAAGGCAAAUAGCAGUUUGCUAUUGUUACAGAGUGAUCUGUACUUUCUUUGUUUAACUGAAAAACAUGUAGAAAUGUAUGUAAAGAAUUUAAGACAAAAGUACUGGAUGGAUGGUUUGUCAUGGGCUUUUCCCUUUGUUUCUGUUCUAGCAGCAGGAAAAUAGUUUCUCUAUAUCCCCGCCCCUUUACCUGUAACAAUUUUGUUUUCUACUGUUAAUUACAUUGUGUAUUUAUAGUUCUAUGCUUACUGUUGUGCAUAUACUGGCAAUAAAACUGUACAUAACAUUACUUGAAAAAAU